Colius striatus (speckled mousebird) is the source of this 1296-nucleotide messenger RNA. RefSeq names its product GRB2 related adaptor protein (gene GRAP). The record is from RefSeq and is a predicted model, not a curated record. NCBI's taxonomy places the organism in Eukaryota, Metazoa, Chordata, Aves, Coliiformes, Coliidae. The transcript is spliced from 5 exons. Bases 88 to 741 code for a protein of 217 amino acids. Gene Ontology annotation, molecular function: protein binding.
CUCACGCCGCGGGGCAGCGAGCCCCGGGCAGCCCCUGGCACUCACAGCCCCCGCGACCCUCCCAGCCAACCGCUGACGGCCAGCGCCAUGGAGUCGGUGGCUCUGUACAGCUUCCAGGCAACAGAGAGGGAUGAGCUGCCCUUUCGGAAAGGGGACACUCUGAAGAUCCUCAACAUGGAAGAUGACCAGAACUGGUACAAGGCUGAGCUGUACGGCUGUGAGGGCUUCGUCCCCAAAAACUACAUCAAGGUCAAGCCUCACCCGUGGUACGCCGGCAGGAUCUCCCGGCAGCUGGCAGAGGAGCGGCUCCUCAAGCGCAAGCACCUGGGAGCCUUCCUGAUCCGCGACAGCGAGAGUGCCCCGGGGGAGUUCUCCAUCUCUGUCAACUAUGGGCAGCACGUCCAGCACUUCAAGGUCCUCAGGGAGAGGAACGGCAAGUAUUUCCUCUGGGAGGAAAAGUUCAACUCCCUCAAUGAGCUGGUGGAUUUCUACAGGACGACCACCAUUGCCAAAAAGCAGCAGAUCUUCCUCCGUGACGAGGACCAGACCCAGGAGGUGAAGAGACCCAAAUUCGUGCAAGCCCAGUUCGACUUCCCUGCCCACGACGGCUCCCAGCUGCCCUUCCUCCGCGGGGACAUCAUCGAGGUCCUGGACUGCCCCGAUCCCAACUGGUGGCAGGGGAAGAUCUACGGGCGCGUCGGCCUCUUCCCCCGCAACUACGUGCAGCCCAUCCGCAAGUGAGCGGCUGCGGGCACGGGGAGGGCGAGGGGCGGCCCGCAGCCCCGCUGCCCCCUUGCCGGAGCUGCCCCGUGCCACAGCCGACGGUGCUCACCCCCAUGCCGGGCUGCACCGGGGCCCGGGGCCGCCUGGGCUGCGCUGCGGGUGGAGGCUGGCAGCGAUCCCCAUCCAUGGGCUGCCCCAAAAUAUCAGCCCCUGCUCCCCAGACCCCAGCCACCUCCCCAGCCAUGCCUCGCCUCUGGCCACACGUGGGCAGGCAGCGUGGCUCCCCAGGGAGGGGCCGCAGAGCAGCCAGCCAGGGCCAGGAAAGCUUUUCCAGAGCUACAAGCCAGUGGGGAGGCAGCAAGGGAGGGGAAGAGCACGUGUGCCCCACACCUUCACUCCAGUGCAGACCCUGAAGCCCGCCUGGAGGGCGCAGGGAGGGCUGCAGGGGCUUCAGGGCCGGGGAAGGCUGGGCUGGGGCUGCAGUCCUGCGGCUGCCGUGCAGAGCUGUACAUUGUGCUGCUUUUGUCUCAGGUUUUUUUGUAUUUAGAGCUAGUAAAAUGUGUUUGGGUGACA